Molecule: messenger RNA, 586 nt
Organism: Phalaenopsis equestris
Lineage: Eukaryota; Viridiplantae; Streptophyta; Magnoliopsida; Asparagales; Orchidaceae
Product: 10 kDa chaperonin, mitochondrial-like
Exons: 3
Coding region: 118-411 (97 amino acids)
Cellular component (GO): mitochondrial matrix
Molecular function (GO): ATP binding; protein-folding chaperone binding; protein folding chaperone
Source: RefSeq, a predicted model, not a curated record
CAGUGGUAUUUAUGUAAAUUCAAUUACGCACAAUAAGCCCUCGAUAAACCCUAGCCAGACCGGACUGAAGGCCGAUUCCUUCACUCAGCCGGUCAGUACGUUUUGUUGCCAGCACUGAUGGCGAAGCGGCUGAUUCCAGCUUUCAAUCGCGUUCUUGUGGAGAAGAUAGUUCCUUCCUCGAAGACAAAUACCGGCAUCCUUCUUCCCGAGAAGAGCAGCAAGCUUAACUCUGGUAAAGUUGUGGCAAUUGGUCCUGGAAUUCGAGAUAAAGAUGGGAAACACAUACCUAUUUCUUUGAAGGAAGGAGAUGUUGUUUUUCUGCCUGACUAUGGUGGAACUGAAGUGAAACUUGAAGGCAAAGAGUUCCACCUGUACCGUGAAGAUGACAUCUUGGGGACGCUUCAUGAUUAAGAGGCGUUGCAGAUUUCUAUAAUUUUGUUCAGCUUUGGGUUCAUGCAGUCAUUUUGUAUGAUGUAAAAGUACACAAACAUUCAAAACAAAUUUGAAAUUGUUACCAUUUUGCUGUGCAUUGAAGUUAAUUUAGAGAAAUCAGACCCUUUUGAGCAAGUAUUGUUUGGUUCCAACU